GGAGAAGGAGGAGGAGGAGGAGGAGGAGGAGGAGGCGGCGGGGGCGGAGGAAGCCGCCGCUCCCCGCGCUCCGCCGAGGCAGGAGCAUCCCGGAUCCCGGGGACAUCCCCCCCUCGCCGCCGCUGCCGCCGCCCCCCGCCCCGGGGCCGCCGCUGAGGGUGCAGGCACAGCCCGGUGGGACCCCCACUCCUGCCCAGGACCAUGAUCCCCCCCAAGGAGAAAGCCCGCGCCCCCAAGGACAGCAUGACGCUCCUGCCCUGCUUCUACUUCGUGGAGCUGCCCAUCGUGGCCUCCUCCGUUGUGACGCUCUAUUUCCUGGAGCUGACGGACCUCUUCAAGCCGGCCAAGGUUGGCUUCCAGUGCCAUGACCGGGCACUCUCCAUGCCCUACGUGGAGACCAACGAGGAGCUCAUCCCUCUGCUGAUGCUGCUCAGCCUGGCCUUCGCUGCGCCUGCUGCCUCGAUCAUGGUUGGGGAGGGCAUGGUGUACUGCCUGCAGUCCCGGCUGAAGGGCCGCGCCGGUGCCGAGGGCAGCAUCAACGCUGGUGGCUGCAACUUCAACUCCUUCCUGCGCCGCACCGUCAGGUUUGUGGGUGUCCACGUGUUUGGGCUCUGUGCCACAGCCCUGGUGACAGACAUCAUCCAGCUGGCCACGGGCUACCACGCUCCCUUCUUCCUGACCGUGUGCAAGCCCAACUACACACUGCUGGGCACGCCCUGCGACGCCAACCCCUACAUCACCCAGGACAUCUGCUCAGGCACCGACAAGCACGCCAUCCUCUCCGCCAGGAAGACCUUCCCAUCCCAGCACGCCACGCUCUCGGCUUUCGCUGCUGUUUAUGUGUCGAUGUAUUUCAACUCCAUCAUCUCGGACAGCACCAAGCUCCUCAAGCCCAUCCUGGUCUUCGCCUUCGCCAUUGCUGCUGGCAUCUGUGGCCUGACCCAGAUCACCCAGUACCGCAGCCACCCCGCCGACGUCUACGUGGGUUUCCUGAUCGGCUCUGGCAUUGCCGCCUACCUGGCUUUCCAUGCUGUUGGCAACUUCCGUGCCCCAACGGAGCGUGUCCCGGCGCAGGCACCGGCCAAGGACGCGCUGCGGGCGCUGACGCAGCGGGGCCACGACUCCGUCUACCACCAGAACAAGUCGGUGAGCACGGACGAGCUGAACCCGCAGGCGCGGCUGGAGGAGGCGGCACGGCCGGUGCCGCGCGAGAAGAACUCGCUGGGCAGCCUGAAGCGGGCCAGCGUGGACGUGGACCUGCUGGCCCCGCGCAGCCCCAUGGGCAAGGAGAACAUGGUGACCUUCAGCAACACCCUGCCCCGCGUCAACACCCCUUCCAUGGACGACCCCGCGCGGCGCCACAUGACCAUCCACGUCCCCGUGGACGCCUCCCGCUCGAAGCAGCUCAUCACGGAGUGGAAGCAGAAGUCGCUGGAGGGUCGGAGCAUGACGCUGGCGGAGGAGGCGGCGCAGGGCCGGGCCGUGGGCGAGCCGGGCGAGGAGGUGCCCCCCUCGCUGUACCCCACGGUGCAGGCGCGCUCGGCCGAGCGGGCGGCCAUGGGGCCCCGCGUGCUCAUCCAGCCCCGGCCGGGCGCCUCGCAGCUGGUGCACAUCCCCGAGGAGAGCCAGGCAGGCGCCGGGGCCGCGGCCGGCAGCGGGGCGGCCGUGCGGGCCAAGUGGGUGAUGGUGGCGGAGAAGGGGGGAGCGCAGAGGGUGGCCAACCCCCCGCGCCUGAUGCAGGUCAUCGCCAUGUCCAAGCAGCAGAGCCUCGUCUCUGUCACGCCCAAGCACUCGGAGACGUCCUCGUCCUCCACCAGCUCCGACUCCUCGCAGUACCGCUCGCCCUCGGAGCGGGACAGCUCCAGCAUCAUCACCAUCGACGCCCACGCCCCUCACCACCCCGUGGUCCACCUCUCUGCUGGCAAUGGGCCCUGGGAGUGGAAGUCGGGGCCGAAGGGGCCAGAGGGGCCUGACGCCUACGAGCUGGGUGAGGUGGGGAAGGAUUUCCACGGCUUCCGCCCAGCCAAGAGCGCCGGCGUCUCCCCUGGCUCCUCUGUCAGCGACAUGGAGCAGGACGAGCCGCGCUAUGGCAGCCUGGCCGCCAUCCCGGGGGCAGCAGGGGGUGGUGGGGAGCGGGGGGAGGCCCCCCCCGAGGGGCUGCUGGCCACAGCCAGCCGCGACUCCACGCUGCGGAGGAAGCCGGCCGAGCGGGACGGGCCGGCGGACAGCGAGGUGGACCUGUACUACAAGAAGAUGCAGGCAGGCCGCAGGUUUAAGGACUGAGCCCUGCUGCCUUGCCAGGGCCCCACGCCCCUGCCCUGAUCUGGGGGGGCUCUGUGAUGCUGGGGUGGCUCUGCGGGGGAUGGCAGGAUGGGCUGGCUUUGCUCUGGACCAGCAUGGCCACGCUGCUCCUGAGCCAGCUGAGACCCCUCUGGGACCCCUGGCAUGGGACCCUGCUCCUGCUCGGGCAGCUGGUGGGGCUCUGCGCCCCCAAAGCUGUGGGGCUGGGCAGCUCCAAGCACUUUUGACUUUCUUUUUCUCUCUAACACUGGUGCUGACAUUUCCAAGGGGUUAUUUUAUUCCGGCUCUGGAAGUGGAUGUCUGUAGGGGGGCGGGGAGGGACAAAUGGUGCUGAAGGGCUCUGGGGGGGACUGGAUUAAGGGGUUUACCAGGGGGAAGAGGCUGCUGUGGGGCAGCAGGCCCUAGCUCAUGUGGGGGUUUGGGGGUCCUGUGACACCCCCCAUCCUGCACCACCGGUCUGUGUCAGGGAGCCUGAGGGUGGACAGGCUGGGAGGGGAGGUCUGCCCGGCGCUGUGGCUCUGGGCGUGAGAGGCUGUAAAUACUGCAGGGACUGGAGAGAGGGGGGUAUUGGGGUGGGGGUGCAGCGGGGGCUGAGCUCUGCCCCGGGAGGAGCAGCCC
Messenger RNA from Passer montanus (Eurasian tree sparrow), 2919 nucleotides. RefSeq names its product phospholipid phosphatase related 3 (gene PLPPR3). The transcript is spliced from 8 exons. Gene Ontology annotation, molecular function: phosphatidate phosphatase activity. Lineage: Eukaryota; Metazoa; Chordata; Aves; Passeriformes; Passeridae. Bases 202 to 2283 code for a protein of 693 amino acids. The record is from RefSeq and is a predicted model, not a curated record. Gene Ontology annotation, biological process: signal transduction; phospholipid metabolic process; phospholipid dephosphorylation.